This is a messenger RNA of Phymastichus coffea, 866 nucleotides long. RefSeq lists its product as uncharacterized. Gene Ontology annotation, biological process: positive regulation of voltage-gated potassium channel activity; sleep; regulation of synaptic transmission, cholinergic. Bases 1 to 528 code for a protein of 175 amino acids. The record is from RefSeq and is a predicted model, not a curated record. The transcript has 3 exons. NCBI's taxonomy places the organism in Eukaryota, Metazoa, Arthropoda, Insecta, Hymenoptera, Eulophidae.
AUGUCUGCAGCGAAGACAUUUUUAAUGCUCUGCAUUAUUUCGUACUCGAUGAAUCAAGGUAACACAUAUUGUAACAAUUUGAAAAAAUUUUAUUCGAUAGAAUAUAGUGCAAUUCAAAGUAUUAUAUUGACUUUCUUCUUUUUUACAUCGAUUGUUUUAGCGUUUAGUAUUUCCUGCUAUCAGUGUGACUCGCGCUAUAAUCCAGAAUGUGAUUCAUAUUCUAAGAAAGAAAAUUUUGCAUUCCAUUGUUCUAUUUAUGCUAAAAGUUCUGCUUCACUGUUAAACACUACAUUACUAUCGCUACAAACGAACAUUGCUGGAAGACGAGGUAUUAACCCCUUUAACGAAUGUUUAACGUUAACUGGAACUUGGCAAGGGUCCAAACGUAUCAUACGGAGUUGUUCAUCUACGGCAGUACCAAAUGACGUUUUCGAGAAUCUUGCAAAAGCACUAGAAAUAACAAUAGAAUCUAUCAAUCGUUGCCAGUCUGACUUGUGCAAUUUUUCCAGUAACCUGAAUAUUUUAUAGGUGCUUUCUUAUUAUUUCUUGUUAUGGACAUGUACAUCCGUAAAAGGAAAAUAAAAAUAUAUUAAUAAUAAAAAAAUAUGAGUAAUCAAUUACUUGUUUUUUUAUCAAUACUACUACAACCUAAUAAAAGAAAAAUCUGAAAAAUCUUUAAAAAUAUUUUAUGCGUGCGAUAAAGUUAUAAAUAAACAGCAACGAACGCGCAGUACUCCAAGCAGUAAAUAACAAUAUCCUAGAAAUUGGUGAUUGAGAUACAUGUGAGUCACGAAAUUAAAAACAAAGGAUAAAAAUUGUUAUGUAAUUCCUCACAUUAAUUUUAUUAUCAAGUAGAGAAGUAGUUA